AUGAACGAAAGGCGGAGGACUGCUACUAAGAACCCUGGGCUGUCGGCUCCCAAUGGCACCGUUCCGCGAGGUCCCAGCCAUGCUGCUGGUGGUGGUGGUAGGGGCGGUGCUCCCGCUGGUGGUAACAAGGGAAGUGUGAUCACCUCGGGUGCUGGUAGGGGCGGUGGUGGUGUUGCCCCUGGUGGUGGUGGUGGCGUCUCAGGCCAGCCGCCGCGCAACAAUAACGCGACCAGCACCGGAGAUUCGAAGCGUUCAGGAUCUUCUGUCAGUGGCACAACUCUGGCAACCGUUCUGGCGCAGAGGAACAAAGGGAACAACAACCCGCCCGCCACCAAGAGACCCGAUUACGCAAGGGAGCGCCGCAUCGCCGAGCUCUUGGUUCAACGUGCCUCCGUCGUCACCGAGACUGUCCUGGCUAUGCUGAACCUGGGGUACACGCAGGGCCCCGGCCCCACGUCCUCCUCCGCUGCGGGCCCCAUCAGCCAGUACAAGCCUCCGACCGGUGGCGGCAAAGGCGACGGCGACGGCGCCGUCAAGGUGAAGACCGACAUGUCGCCGGUGACCAUCGCCGACUACGCCGCGCAGGCGCUGCUCAUGUGGGGCCUGAGGAAGGCUUUUCCGAAUGACUUGCUGCUCGGCGAGGAGGACGCGGAAGAACUGAUGAGGAACAGAGAAAUGCUCACGAAGGUCUGUGACGUGAUCAACAAGGCGCGGAGGAAAGACGAGGUGCUGGGUGCUCUCGAGUCCGGGGUCCCAAAGGUGUUUGGGAUCAAGGACGGCAAGAAGAAAGAGAGAGAUGUGGAGCUCGAGAAUGGCAAAAGGUACUGGAUCAUGGACCCCGUCGACGGCACGUCAGCCUUCAUGAACAACGGCCAGUACGCCAUCCUGCUGGCCCUAGUGAAGGACGGCGAGGGGGUUCUCGGGGUGUGCGCGUGUCCCAACACGGGCUACGAUGAGGCGGUCAAGGGGGAGAGAGUCCGAGAAUACAUGGUGGUCCCGGGCAGGAAGAAGGAACCGGGGCUCAUGCUGGCCGCCGUGAAGGGCCAUGGGACGACCAUGAGGAAGCUGGGACACACGGACCUGCUUGGCGGCAUUCGACUCGACUGGUCCAACCAUCCGCCUCUCUCCCUUACGAAGGACUCGAAGGGGCAUCCUGACUUGUCUAGCCUGACCUUUAUCGACUCGGAGAAAAGCCCCAAGUCUCGGUCUGACGUGGUUAAAGCCCUCGCAGGAAGAAACUACAGGAACGGGGUGCAGGGGUACUCAUCGCACUGGCGCUACGCGGUCGGAGCCAUACUGGGCCCCGGAGUUGUCCAGGUCCGAUGUCCCAUCAACGAUAAGCGCGACUGGAAAAUCUGGGAUCAUGUCGGCACUAUCGUGAUUUACGAGGAGUCCGGGGCAGGCACGGUGACCGAUAUGUACGGUAAGCCUCUGGACUAUUCGCACAGCCCGGCUAUGACGAAGAACUGGGGCGUCAUCGCAGCACAUCGUUCGAUUCACCAGCAUGUCCGCAGAGCUGCGUGGCACGAGUUGAACUUGAUCAACCAGGCGUAA
This is a messenger RNA of Thermothelomyces thermophilus ATCC 42464, 1554 nucleotides long. RefSeq lists its product as uncharacterized. Gene Ontology annotation, molecular function: 3'(2'),5'-bisphosphate nucleotidase activity. Lineage: Eukaryota; Fungi; Ascomycota; Sordariomycetes; Sordariales; Chaetomiaceae. The record is from RefSeq and is a predicted model, not a curated record. The transcript is spliced from 2 exons. The coding region runs from base 1 to 1554 and encodes 517 amino acids. Gene Ontology annotation, biological process: sulfate assimilation.